AUGGCUGUGGCAAACCUCAUUAGUCAAACACUGCAAGAGCUGCAACCCAGACUGAGGACAAACGGGUUUGGUAUUGCUAAUGCACACAGAAAAUUAUCACUUACAUUUAUUCCUCCAAGCACAAAAUCACCAUUAUUUCAAUACGGGUCGUCACCUGGCCAAAGAAGUUUUCUAUCAUUGGGUACAGAUUAUGAAGGUAUUGGAGAUAGAGAAGAAGAUAUUGAUGAAGAAUUAGGAGGUGAACUAAGUCGAACAGUAUCAUUGCCAUCUCAAAUCUCCGAGGCUCCUCAAGAACCAGAACUGGAUUGGCUUUUGGAAGAACACCAUAGACGUUACUCAAGUGCUAACGUAUCAGACGAGGAUGAAGAGGAAGAAGAAGAUGAUACAGAUAACGAAGAUACCCAGAAUUACCAUGGAUAUGAGGAUGACUCAGAUAGUUUCAAUAAUUUCAUGUCAAGAGUACGGAGACAUCAACAACAAUUUAGAAAGAAUUCAGUAACAUCGAUUGGAUCGGUUAGUAUAUCACAACAGAAUAAUACAGAGAAUUUUUUCCGUGAAAAGGUUACAACGAAAUCAGAAAUAGGAAAGUUGUUACAAUAUGCAAUCCCAUUAAUCAUUACUUUUCUACUUGAACAGAUCUUUUCAGUCGUGUGCGUUCUUGUUGUUGGUCAUAUAGGUAAAAAUGAACUAGCUGCAGUUUCAUUAGCCACAAUGACCUCCAAUAUUGUCUUUGCUGUGUUUGAAGGGCUAGCAACUGCAUUGGAUACAUUAUGUCCUCAAGCUUAUGGGGCUGGUGAUUAUCAUGGUGUAGGAAUUCAUUUUCAAAGAUGUGCGUUAUUGUCACUAGCAUUGUUUUUCCCUUUUGGUGUUGUAUGGUGGUUUUCAGGAUAUUUUUUGAAGUAUCUUGUUCCAGACCCCGAGUUGGUUAAAUUGGCAUCUCAAUUUUUGAGAAUCAUGUUGCCUGGUGCUCCUGCAUAUAUUCUUUUUGAGAAUUUGAAGAGAUAUCUACAAGCUCAGGGUAUUUUUGAAGCUGGUACUUAUGUCCUAUUGAUAUGUGCACCAUUGAAUGUUGCAGCUAGUUAUUUUUUAGUAUGGGAUAAGCGUAUAGGGUUGGGAUUCAUUGGCGCACCAAUUGCAGUGACUUUGAACUUUUGGUUGAUGCUUUUGUUAUUGAUUGGCUAUACAAUUUUCAUUGAUGGUAUGAAAUGCUGGGGUGGAUUUUCUAAAAGAAGUUUACACCAUUGGAAAGAUCUAAUGCACCUAGCAAUUCCAGGUGUUGUUAUGCUUGAAGUUGAAAGUUUAUCAUAUGAAAUCAUGACUCUAUUUGCAUCAUAUUUUGGUACUGAGUAUUUAGCUGCGCAAUCAGCUGUUUCAACGGUUGCUUCUUUGGUAUAUAUGAUACCAUUUUCGGUGGGUAUUGCAUCCUCUACCAGAAUUGCAAACUUUAUCGGAGCAAGAAGAAUUCAAUGCGCUAAACUAGCUUCUAAAAUUGGGAUUUAUGGAUCUUUAAUGACAGGAAUUAUCAACUGUUUUGCCCUUAUAAUUUUAAGGGUUCCCUUAGCCAAGAUGUUCUCCAAAGAUGAGGGUGUGGUCAAAAUGACCAUUGAUAUUUUUCCAUUGAUUGCAGUUGUUCAAAUUUUUGACUCUAUGAAUGCUGUUGCUGGAAGUUGUUUGAGAGGUCAAGGUAUGCAAAGAAUAGGGAGCUAUAUUAAUCUUUUUGUUUACUAUGUCAUCGGGAUGCCAUUAGCUUGGUUUUUUGGUUAUUAUUUAGAUUUCAAACUAUUUGGAUUAUGGAUAAGUAUUGGAUUUGGUUUAUUUUUGAUUGGUUUAAGUGAAUCGUGGUUUGUGUUGAAAGCUGAUUGGCAAAAGAUUUUAGAUGAGGCCGACGAAAGAAAGGAAGAUGAAUUGGAAAAUGGUGUGGAAAACUAG
Hansenula anomala is the source of this 1929-nucleotide messenger RNA. RefSeq lists its product as uncharacterized. Gene Ontology annotation, biological process: xenobiotic detoxification by transmembrane export across the plasma membrane. The transcript has a single exon. Gene Ontology annotation, cellular component: membrane. Lineage: Eukaryota; Fungi; Ascomycota; Saccharomycetes; Phaffomycetales; Wickerhamomycetaceae. Gene Ontology annotation, molecular function: antiporter activity; xenobiotic transmembrane transporter activity. Bases 1 to 1929 code for a protein of 642 amino acids. The record is from RefSeq and is a predicted model, not a curated record.